This is a messenger RNA of Stegodyphus dumicola, 2191 nucleotides long. Its product is annotated as acetoacetyl-CoA synthetase-like. Gene Ontology annotation, molecular function: acetoacetate-CoA ligase activity. The record is from RefSeq and is a predicted model, not a curated record. Gene Ontology annotation, biological process: lipid metabolic process. NCBI's taxonomy places the organism in Eukaryota, Metazoa, Arthropoda, Arachnida, Araneae, Eresidae.
AAGUGUUUCAAAAUAAAAAAUAUUAUCAACUUGAUCUUGUGGUAAACUUGCGGUGAGGAAUCGGACUACGCAUAACCUUUUUGUCAAGAUACGAGGAAAGACUGUUAACAGAUCGAAGAUUAUUGACUGAUUUAAAAAGGACCAGAUGUAUAACAAGAAUUUUAGCAAUGUUGAAGUGGUGUGGAAGCCAAGUGGGAAUUAUGGAGAAGAAAUGAAGGAAUUCAAGAAAAAAAUAGAGGACAAGUAUAAUGUCACAUUAAAAGACUACUGGGAUUUGCAUAAAUGGUCUGUUGAAAACCUUCCGGAAUUCUGGGCGGAAUUCUGGCAUACUUGUAAAGUUAUACAUUCAAAACCAUUUGAUAAGGUGAUUGAUCUGAGCAUACCGAUGGAGGAUUCACCUCCUUGGUUCGAGGGAGCAAGGCUUAACUUUGCAGAAAAUCUCUUGAGGUUCCGAGAUGAUCACAUAGCUUUGAUAUCAACAGGUGAGGAAAGUGGAGUGACAAGGACUACAUAUGCUGAAAUGUAUGAAGAGGCCACAUUAUAUGCUGCAGCUCUCCGGAAGUUUGGAUUGAAAAAGGGAGAUAUUGCGGCUUGCUACAUGUCUAAUAGAAAAGAAGCAGUUUUCUCCAUGCUUGGUGUGACGAGCAUCGGAGCUAUUUUUACAGGAGCUUUGCCGCAGUUAGGGGCUCAGGCAGUCAUCAAUCGUUUCAGGUUGGUAAAGCCUAGGAUACUUUUCACAAUGGACAGGUAUCAACAUAAUAAGGAAGAAAUUGAAAUGCUAUCAAAAUUAGUACGGAUAUCUGAAGAAAUGUCGUGUCUAGAAAAAAUCGUUAUAGUACCUUCUAAGGAAGAAUCGAAAUUGAAAGAUAUAAGCAGAAUUAAGAACAGUUGUUUCCUAGAAGAAUUUCUGGAAUCUGGAAAAGAAGUUGAUGACUCUGUUGAACCUAUAACUUUUGAACAAGUACCUUUUUCUCACCCUGUGUUCAUUAACUACACAUCGGGUACUACUGGCUUACCCAAGGCUUUAAUUAAUAAUGGAGGGCUUGUUUUGACUAUCGCCAGAGACAUGUGUUUGUACGGUAAAGAAGACAGAAAUCGAGUACUGCUUUCGAUUUCACCGGUUGGAUGGGUUUCAUGGAACAUGAUCGCAAGCUUACAUUUCUUAGGUUACACAAUCGUUUUAUUUGAAGGUUAUCCCUAUUUUCUCACCCCAACGUCUUUAUGGGAUAUGAUAGAAGAAUUAAAAAUAACCAACUUAAUGCUCACACCCAGUAUACUUGACGAUUUGGAAAAGAAAGGAUACCUACCAACGAAAAAGCAUAGUUUGGAUUCGUUGCAGACAAUUGCCAGUGGUGGAAGUGUUGUGAGGCCACAAAACUUUGACUUCGUUUACAACAAAAUAAAAAAGGAUGUAGUUUUUGCUGCAGUAUAUGCCUGUACAGAGUUAAUGGGAGCUGCCAUGGGAUAUGAUUACUCUUUACCUAUUUAUAAAGCAGAAAUUGCAACUCCUUCUUUGGGUGUAGCUAUCGAAUGCGUAAACGAAAAAGGUCAACCCGUAGUAGGGGAGCCUGGUAAACUGGUAUUAGCAAAACCACUGCCUUCCUUGGCAAUGGGUUUGUGGGGAGAUGAUGAUGGAACAGUAUUUAAGAAAUCAUAUUUCUCAGAAUUCCCAGGAAAGUUCUCAAUAGGAGAUUCGGCUAUUAUCAAUCCAGUAACGAAAGGAUACAUUGUUUGCGGAAGAAGCGAUGCUACCUUAAAACAAAGAGGAUGUCGAUUUGGAAGUUCUGAAAUCUAUGAUGUUGUAGAUAAAUUUUCUGAAGUCCUAGACAGCAUCUGUGUUUCGCAAUACAGUACGAAUCUGGUGGAGAGGGCUGUACUUUUUCUGAAGAUGAAGGAAGGUUAUUCAUUCAGUAAGGAACUAGAAAACAGGAUUCGAGAAGUGAUUGGAAAAGAACUGACACCUCGACACAUUCCAGAAGUCAUCCUUGAAGUGGCAGAUAUACCGUACAAUAUAAAUGGAAAGAAAGUGGAAAUUAUUGUGAAGAAAAUUAUCAACAAUAUGCCUUAUAAUCCGGAAAGUGUCAUGAAUGAAGAAUGUUUGAAGAUUUUUCAAAAUAUGUCAGAACUUCAAGGAUUUGUAGAGUAAUGCUUAUUAAAUGAAAUUAUUUUAAUAAAAAGAUAUUUAAAAACA